Messenger RNA from Pseudoliparis swirei, 2940 nucleotides. It is a transcript of the gene tmed8, whose product is annotated as transmembrane p24 trafficking protein 8. Lineage: Eukaryota; Metazoa; Chordata; Actinopteri; Perciformes; Liparidae. Gene Ontology annotation, cellular component: Golgi membrane. The coding region runs from base 256 to 1065 and encodes 269 amino acids. The record is from RefSeq and is a predicted model, not a curated record. The transcript has 5 exons.
AAGUUAAAGCCGGAGCUCGGCGCCAGUUGAGCGACGCCUCGCGUCACGUGACGCUGUCCGCCUCCGUGACGUCAGCGACUCGUUCCCCAGUUCGCACCGUAGUUAUUACAGUCCGCCGUUGUUCCAGUUGGCGUAGCUAACCAGUGUUACGAGGCUUAUUGUUGUCAUGUUUCUCUCCCUCCCGCGGUCGCUCGGGGCGGGGUUUCGUCUCGUUUCGGCCACGCAGUCGGAGGUGUUCGUCUUGCCGCUGCAGCCAUGGAGCGACUAGAAGCCGCAUCGGAGCUCCAGUCGCGGCUCUCGUCCCUCUCCUUCUCGUCGUUCCCGGGAGUCGCGUCCGAGCAGAGCGACAGCAGCGCGCCGGACAGGCUCCACAACACGGACCUUUCCCAGAGCUCUGCCCAACCCGAACACCCAGCUGAUAUGGAUCCAACCGAAAAGGAGUCAGGGCAACCCUCUGAGGGUAAUGCAGUGGCCCCUGCAGAGCUGGCCCUGGGGGAAGGAGGCGAGGAGGAGAGCAGCACCUCUGGGAGUCAGCGCUCUGCUGAGAUGAAAGCCCAGAAGCCGCCCCUGAAACCCCCGACGACGUGGACGUCCGCCGCCCUGAAGGAGCUGAAAGCGAAGCUCCGAACGGAGGACGACAGCAUGGUGACGGUGUACCGAGGCGACAUCAUGACGGUGCACGUGCCCACCGUCCCCGAGGCCAAAAAAGUGUGCUGGGAGUUCGCGACGGACGGCUACGACAUCGGCUUCGGCAUAUAUUUCGACUGGACUCCCGUCACGAGCCGCUCCAUCACCGUGCACAUCAGCGAGUCGAGCGACGACGAAGACGAAGAGGAGGAGCUGGAAGGGCCGGUGGGGAACGGAGACGUGGAGAAGGGCUCCAAAUCUCAAACCAACUCCAACUUGGCUGAAAUCCUACCCGUUUACCGCCAGGAGAGUCACACGACCGUCCAGGGGGGGAGCCACGAUUUUCCAGGUGAAGGCACUUACCUCCUGAAGUUCGACAACUCCUACUCACUGUGGCGAAAUAAAACUCUUUACUACAGAGUUUAUUACAGUGCCUGAGAUGCCCGCUGUGUGAAUGUGGAAUUUGAAAGAAGAUUGAUGAUGAACUAUUUUUUGAUUCCACAUUAUAAAAAAAAGAUAAAGUUCUAAACUAAAAAGUUAAAUAUACACGACCGUUCAAAAGUUUGGGGUCACUUAGAAAUGUCUUUAUUUUUCAAAGAAAAGCACUGUUUUUUCAAUAAAGAUAACAUUAAAUUAAUCAGAAAUACACACUAUACAUUGUUAAUGUGGUAAAUGACUAUUCUAGGUGGAAGUGUCUGGUUUCUAAUGAAAUAUUUCCAGAGGUGUAUAGAGGCCCAUUUCCAUCAACUAUCACUCCAGUGUUCUAAUGGUACAUUGUGUUUGCUAAUCACCUUAGAAGACUAAUAUUUGAUUAGAAAACCCGUGCAAUUAUGUUAGCACAGCUGAAAACAGUUAUGCUGGUGAUAUAAGCUAUACAACUGGCCUUCCUUUGAGCUUGAAGUUUGUAGAACAAAAUUAAUAUUUCAAAUAUUAAUCAUUAUUUCUAACCUUGUCAAUGUCUUGACUAUAUUUUAUAUUCAUUUGAUAAAUAAAAGUGUGAUUUUUCAUGGAAGACACGAAAUUGUCUGGGUGAUCCCAAACUUUUGAACGGUAGUGUAUGCAUAUCUAUUUUCCAGCUUGCGUUGCCACAUGUCGAAUUCACAAUCGGAGUUCUUUAAUUGCAACCUGCGCUCCCGCGUCCUCCCGAUAGCUAUCUGAAGCGUGAGUGCACUGUGCUAUUUGGUCAAGUGGCCGUCGUUUACCGUGAAUUAUCUUCAACUGUGAUGUUUCCAUGGUAGCAGUGAUCAGGGGACACCUGCACGACAUUUAGUUCACCAGGCCAGGUGCUCAAUCAGCAGCGCUCUAAAGAAAUACACUUUGUGUCGCACAAUUGUUUGUCAUGUGUGCGUGUGCGUGUACUGUAAACACCUUUUUUAUGAUUACGUCGCUUCGCUGAUGUUCUGUGUAUUUAUCCUUCUGUUUUGUCUUGUAACUUAUUUUUUACGCAUCAAAUUAUAUCACGUUAUAAUGGAGAAUAUAAUUGAAAUUAUACAAAUUCUGUGCACAGAGUUGUUUCCUGUCUUCGUGAUGUAAAAUAUAUGUCGAACGUGCUGAAGCAAGUGGUAACAGUUUACCAGAGUGUGCUUUUUAUGACACGAAUAAAAGCCAUCCCUUAUCACACAAAGCUCUUAUUAUGUAAUAUAGAUUCAAUAUUUACAGUUGCCCUCCCUCCCUUUUUAAUUUGCCGUUUCAGAGGUAGCAAACGGUUGUAAUAUAUUUCAUCUAUAUGCAUUUGGUGCACCGGUCUAUGCGAGUAAAGGUCGAUGUUUGUUUUUGAAUCUCCUCGGUGCGUUCGGCUUAUUUCGUUUGUUUGUUUGUAUUUUUUAUUCAGUAAAUCAAAUCAAAUACAAUACAAUAUUAUCCUAUAUAAUAUACAAAAGAGAAAGACUGAAAAGGUAUAGGUAGAAGCAAAAAAAUGCUUAUAAAUUCCUAUCCGAAAUUGAAAUCAAAAUAAAUCAGAAAAUUAAUAUAAAAUAAAGAAGAAAAUAAAACAAAACAACAAUAAACAAAAUUAAAUUUUUUAUUUAUUUAUAUAUACUACCACAUACAUCUUCCAUAUUAAUACGUUUUUAAUGACAUUUAUAACUCAUUUUGAUUGCGUUGCCUUGUUCCCUCUGGUUUCUAAAAUCCAUGAGUCUUAACACACACACACACUUGUGUGCAUGUUCCCAAAGAUGUCUCAGACUUGGCUGCUCAAUGUAAAGCAACUGGUUUGAAGCUCCCCAUGUCUGCUGAUCUGUACCUUUUACUCUUCGUCAUGAUGACUCUUGUACCUGAAAUUUAUAUUACACAAUAAAGAGAAGAUUGACUAUU